GCACACUGGAAAAAGGAGGACAUUAUAAUGCAAGACGACGACAUUUCGUACUAAAGUUGCAAAAGAGAAAAGAAAAUUGAAUUGGGGGGAAAAUUAAACGGAGGAUCAAGCAUUUCUAGGGUUUUAGCAAAUCGUUCGUUGCUUGUGAUUUAGGAAUGGGUAACUCACUCCGUCACUAUCCCAACGAUGGCUCGCCGAGCGAUCCAUGGCAAAUAACGCCGGAGAAAACUGAUCGGAGGGAUGAAAGCAUUGUUCAAACUCCGAUUGCAGAUACUGAAGAAGGAAACUCAGAGAUAUAUUACGACUCGGGGAGUUCAACAAAUAUAGCGUCCCUUCCGGACGAAAUGGUGUUCGAGAUUCUUCUACAUCUCUCAGCUGAACAUAUUUACAGCGAGGCAAGAUUUGUUUGCCAGAAGUGGUACGAUACGACCAAUACUCGUAACUUCAUACACGAACACCUUCGUCGUUCGACUCCGGGACUUGUCAUCAAAUGUGGUAACGACCCCAUGAAGCAACCAAUUACCGUGUCAAUGAGAAGAGGCAGAAUCGAGAUAUCAAAGUUCAGUUACGAGCUCAAAGGCUUUUACUGGUACGGUUGUGAUGGUUUGUUUUUGCACCGUGAUUCUAGUGGCAGUGUGCUUUACAUUACAAAUCCUGCAACCAAUCGGCAUUUCGCACUCCCCGAAUCUGUUAGUUCCACAUCACCCUACAGUUGUUCGUUUCUGGCAUAUGCUUCGACUUCCAUGGCGUAUAAAUUGGUUCAAACAUAUAAUUGCCCGGAUAAGAUUCCAAUUGUACGAGAUUGUGCUGUAUUGACUGUCGGAGUUGACCAGUCAAGGAGGCUUGUCCACACUCAACACUUGUCUACUGCAGCUAGACAGCUUCUAAAAUACAUUCCGUUGACUAUUGAAGGUUUUAUUCACUGGACUAAAAAACCACAAGGCACCGAUCGUGUUGUGACUUUGAAUGUAGAGACUGAAGUUAUUACAGAGACUCGCUUACCUGUAGAUUAUGGAUCAGAAAGAUUGAUGUAUUACUUGUCAACAGGGGCUUCUCUAACUUUACUCGUUGAAUGCAGUGAAUUUUCGUGGGGAUUUUGGAAUUUGAAAUCAGAAACCGGAGAAUGGGCGCAGCUGCCCGAUAUUGACUUGGAAUCUCGAAAGGGCAAAUUGGUAAAUUUUGUCAGUGAAAACCGCCGUCGUUGCUCCUGUCCGGUCAACCUCAGACCAGUAGGUUGGUUGAAUCACGGAGAGGUAUUGGUCUUGCAUGGUUCCCGUUUUUCUGGGGUUUGUGUUCUCUACAAUGUUCGUACACAGGCAAUCGACUUCUUCAUGCUGGAUUACGAAUGUAUUACUCACAUGUUUGAUUCUCAUAGAAGCAGCCUGGUGUCAUUAGAUUAGGUGGAUGCAAUGCAAAUAAGCCCGGAAUGAAAUUGAAUUUAGUUUUUUUUUUUCUCGAAAUUGCUAUGUACUCUCGAGAAGCAGCAUUUCCACCACUUCUUAUAUGCUAUGUACUCUCGAGAAGCAGCGUUUCCACUUCUUAUUUUGCUACGUACUCUCGAGAAGCAGCAUUUCCACUUCUUCUUAUUUGCUGCUUGUGUAGAUGACAAUGUCUCGUUUGGAACUGUCGGUGCUUUUUCGUAGAUAUUCUGAGGAUUAGUUUCCUUUGGCAUCGAUGUUGUUUUUGUGACUUGUAUUGAAGUUGAAGCUUUGCUUU
This is a messenger RNA of Erythranthe guttata (spotted monkey flower), 1716 nucleotides long. RefSeq names its product putative F-box protein At1g12855. NCBI's taxonomy places the organism in Eukaryota, Viridiplantae, Streptophyta, Magnoliopsida, Lamiales, Phrymaceae. The record is from RefSeq and is a predicted model, not a curated record. Gene Ontology annotation, molecular function: protein binding.